This is a messenger RNA of Anopheles cruzii, 1592 nucleotides long. Its product is annotated as plasmolipin. NCBI's taxonomy places the organism in Eukaryota, Metazoa, Arthropoda, Insecta, Diptera, Culicidae. The transcript has 3 exons. Bases 450 to 980 code for a protein of 176 amino acids. The record is from RefSeq and is a predicted model, not a curated record. Gene Ontology annotation, cellular component: membrane.
CAGUGCGAAGAUGUGAUUAUUAGUUUUGCCUGCCGCGUAUACGCCUCCAAAAAGGUUCAAAUCGGUCCGGCCCCAGUGGAAAAACCGUGCGUUCGACGCGUGUGUGGAAGAUCCUUUGAUUCCAUAGUGCCACCCACUCACUCCCAGGAAAACAACAACCUGCUGUCUCGGCGCCGUUCGGGUUUUUAUUCGCGCUAAACCACGCUUUCGUGCGUGCAUGCGUACGAACAUCGCCGACGAGUGAAAGUGUCGAAAUAUCAAGAAUUAAGGCGAACGUCUCAUCACACUCGCGGUCGUGUUCCGUACAGCUAGCGCCGUGAAACCGCGCCUCAGUGUCUGGCCCAGUGUCUCUAGUCGUUCCACAGCCUGGAAAACAAUAACGGACCACAUUCAUCCCCAACAAUAGCCUUAAAGUAUUCAUACAUCGAACGGCCAUCGAACGAACCAAAAUGUCCGAAUUCACGCAAACCGCAACGGUCACGCAGCAGCAAACCGUCGUUCAGCCCUACAUCCGCUACGAUCCGGAGUAUAUUCGCACGAUACCGGGCAUCGUGAAGAUCGUGUGCAUCGUGCUGAAUCUCAUCGGUUUCAUCUGCAUCGAGUUCUCGUACUUCAGCUUCCGUCCACAAGGCUCCUUCUUCAACACGGUGGCCAUGCUCGGCUUUUGGUUUAGCGGAAUCAUGUUCGUGUUUUAUCUGUUUCAUGUUUGUGAAAAGUUUCACAAAAUCCCGUGGCUAAAAAUAGAGCUGUACUUUUGUGCGGCCUGGGCGGCGCUGUACAUGCUGGCCUCCUCAAUCGCUGCCGCCACCAGCAUUGAGGCGUUUCAGGCCGCUGCGUUCUUCGGCUAUUGUGCCAUGAUUGGGUAUGGGUUUGAUGCUUUCCUCAAGUUUAAAAGUGUCCGCGCCGGUGAGAUUGCCCAAGGAUCUCGAACCGUCCAGGUGCAGCAGCAACAGCAAACAGUUUCAACGCUUACUGCGUGAAAAGUUGGAGCCCAUAUUCCCGUGGACGCAUAAACUAAUGAUGUGACCAGUUUUCUUUCACAGUAUCUGCGCCAUAGCCGAACAAGAUAUUUGUUAAAUUUAACGUUUGUGCGGUAAUAUGUUUCGUUUGAUUUUUGCUAUGUUCUAAGCACGUUCGCCCGACAACAACGAACCGAAAACCACCACACUUGUGAGAAAGCACAGAAGCCUUAAACGUAAUCAUAGAGAAUCUUAUACUAUUCGACACAUGUCCACUGACCUGAUAAUCUGUUAGCGAAUCUACAAUCCCACACUUUGUGGAACAUUGAAAAGUUUACGAAACUCACUACAAUGCGAGAAAGAAUAGAAUGAUAGUCACGUAGGAAACAUUAGUUUUAGAUGUGCACUUGUGCAUGCCGGAUUUCUCUGUAACGCAAUACUGCGUUGCGCCUUUUUUCAGAAAUAAAUCAUAUACACGCAACCCAUGGAACUAUCACAGCAAGAAAAGGGGAUUAGAGAUGAAUGUAAAGCUAUUGCAGCUCAAAAUCUCUAUAAUACAACAAACAACAACAACAAGAAAAGGGGAUUCUUUUAGAAUAACUUUAUUUAUUCAAUAAAUAACGAAUGGUACAA